Messenger RNA from Pelobates cultripes (western spadefoot toad), 483 nucleotides. The record is from the annotation of a GenBank genome assembly. Lineage: Eukaryota; Metazoa; Chordata; Amphibia; Anura; Pelobatidae.
AUGCUGGACAUCUGCUCCGAGUAUGAGCUCAGCCUACUCUUCAUUGGGCUGCUGCAGAGCAAGAGUCCCAGAGUUCUCGAUCUAUCUCCCCACCAGCCCCAGAAUCUGAUCCCAUCCAUUCUUCCAGCCUCACCACCCCAGCCGGGUCCAACGGCCUUGGCACUCUCCUCCGACUGCCGCCAGCAAGCUGCCAUAUGUGCAGGCCGAAGGCCCCCAAGAAUACGUGGGCUACGUGAGAGGGGCCGACCCCAAGAGGAUCGGGAUUCGGGAAGGCGGUUGCACAGUCGGGAACCAGUCCUCCGAAGUACAGGCCUGCACUGUUUAUGGCAAGUUUCGGAUGCAGAGGUCCAGAAGCAGCUGCAUUCCCCGAUGGUAAGUGUUCUUUCAUGCGAUGGCACAGAACUUCUUCCACAAGCAAUCGAAGGCUCUUGUCAACAGCUCUGGAUAUUGGGAUCUUGUCUCGUGGGCAUGAGGAUGUGUUGA